AACUUAUAUAUUUGCAAAACGUACCGAUUCUGGUCCCAAAUCUCAUUUCUUUCCCCAAACCCUGAAGCAAAAAUGUCCGCUCCCAUUUUCCCGUCGACGUGGCAGAUCCCGAUCGACUUCAUGAUCCGUAAAGGCCACCUGGGGAUCAUCAAGGACAACCUCAAGGUCUACGAUGCGUACGGCAACAAGUUGUAUAGAGUCACCGGCCGGUCGUCGCCGUCGUCGUCGUCGUCAUCUCAUCGGAUCAAGACUCUGUUCGACGUACACGGCAGUCCGAUGAUCUCGGUCGUUCGUCGUGAUGAUGGAUGGCAAUGCUUCAGAGGUAACAACUGGGACCGUGAGGAUUCAGUGUUCACAGCAAAGAUAGUAUAUGACUAUAAAUUUAGGUCAGAGCUGGAAGUGUUCUUAUCUGGAAAGGAGAUCGGAGACCAAAUACCAAAUUUCACGUUGAAAGGCAACCGAUUUUGGAGAUCUUGCACCAUAUACAGUAGGGAUUCAAUUGUUGCUCAGACAAACCCGUUAUACAGGCUAGGGAGGGUGAUCUACUCAAGGCAUAAAUUUCGACUCACUGUGUAUCCUGGAAUUGACCAUUCUUUAGUAAUAGCAAUGCUCAUCACAUUUUUUGGAUAACACAGACUAUAUAUAGAAGGAAAAGGGUUUCAUUUAUUUGUAAAUCAGUCUUUAUUUGAUCUUACUUAUUGUGUUUUCACUAUAGUUUACAAUUUUUAGCUUGCAGAUUUUCCGGGUGUACAUGUAAUUUAUGAUCAGUUCAGUAAAACGCAUUUCUCUAUAUUUGAUGCUCAUUGGCAAAUGAAAAUGAUGUUGUUAUCGCA
Asparagus officinalis (garden asparagus) is the source of this 833-nucleotide messenger RNA. RefSeq names its product protein LURP-one-related 7. The record is from RefSeq and is a predicted model, not a curated record. Bases 73 to 630 code for a protein of 185 amino acids. NCBI's taxonomy places the organism in Eukaryota, Viridiplantae, Streptophyta, Magnoliopsida, Asparagales, Asparagaceae. The transcript has 3 exons.